GCCGUCGAUGAGGAAGUGCGACUCAACCUGCGGCGAGGAGGGAAAGAAACGGCUCGUCUCUGUAGUUCCUGGAAGGAGCGUGUCACCAAACACGGCGUGAAGACUGGUGACAACAACACCGGGAAUAUUACCGAGGAUGUCAACAGAAUGAAACCAGCAACUGACUGGCGCCGCCACAGCGGUAAAGGGUUUGUGGAGAGAAGGAAAGUGAGAGAGGAAGAAGAGGAGGAGGAGGAGGAGGGGUAGACAGGCUGGCAGACAGGUGCGACUCUCCAGCCUGUUCCGUUUUCUCUCGGUACUAGUACAGCCAUGGAUACCCGCAAGGAGAAUAAGGCGAGAAAACAACCCAUGAAACCCAAAUCGACAACGCGAAAAGAGAAGAAAUACAAAACCGGGAGGUUUAUGAGGAGGAAAUCGUUGCGCUCUUUUGGGAAUUUCAUGGGAAGGAUCCUUAAAACUUUGGGCACUUUGAGGCACUUUGGAAACGCGGAAUCUCCGGACGCAGAGGACGACGACGGCGGCUUCGGGCAAAGCGCUUCUUCUUCUGGGGGUUUCAAAGACGACUGUUCCCAUGGCCCCAGAGAGGGAGCCGUGAAGAAGAGCUCCUCCACGGUGUCCUCGCACGGCUCCGUGAAGGAGAGGCUGUCGUGGUGCUACGGCGACAAGACCCCCGGAGUGCUGGGUCUGAAGAACCACGGCAACACCUGUUUCAUGAACGCCGUGGUUCAGUGCCUGAGCAACACGGACCUGCUGGCCGAAUACCUCGGGCUGGAGCAGUACAAGUCGGAUAUUAUGGGCCAACAAGGAAGGGUGAACGGUGAGCUGAAGGCAGAGGCGGCUCAGACCGCCCGUGGAGAAGUGACGGAGCAUCUGGCGUCUCUGGUGCGAGGGCUGUGGACGCUGGAGUACACGCCUCACCUGUCCGUGGAAUUCAAGAGCAUUGUGGCAAAAUAUGGCUCUCAGUUUCGUGGGAACUCUCAGCACGAUGCCCUUGAGUUCCUCCUCUGGCUUUUGGACUCAGUUCAUGAAGAUGCCAGUUCCAGCCUCAACAAUAACAACAGCAGCAGCAGCAGCAGCAGCAGCAAGACCAAAGCUAACACCAAGGGACCCAGUCCAUUGGACGAGUCUUCCAGUCCCACUUUAGCCAGCACCCAGCAGCCUCGAGGUCGCCACAGUUUUGUCCAGGAACACUUCCAGGCUCAGUACAGGUCAUCUCUGACAUGCCCUCAUUGCCUUAAGCAAAGCAACACCUUCGACCCGUUUUUAUGUAUCUCCCUGCCAAUCCCACUUCGACAAACCAGGCCGCUGUGUGUCACGCUGGUGUUCAGUGCAAAGGGUCAUAGAUAUUUGCGGGUUGGACUGGCCGUACCUCUUUUUGGUAACUUGUCCCUCCUGAGAACCAUGGUGGCAGAGGAGGGCAACAUCUCCCCAGACCAGGUCAUCCUGUCAGAGUUGUACACCACGGGUUUCCAGCGCUCCUUCUUUGAUGACGACGACCUGACAGUCGUUGCUGACAGCGACGUGGUGUACGCUUUUCAGGCUCCUCCCAUCUACAGUCGUGGAGGUUCUGCUCCACACUCAGGGUAUCACCACAGCCUCCCCUCCUCCCCCUACACCUCCACGGCUGGACCUGACGGUGAGAGGUUACCGUCUGGCACGCUCUCCUCUGAAUACCUGAACAAGGGCGGCUCCUCGAAGAUCCUCCUCCUCAUCUGUAACACAGCGGGGUCCGGACAACAAGCUGUCAGGUUUGGGCCUCCAUUUCUCAUGCACGAAGACAGGAACAUCUCCUGGGAGCAGCUGCAGCAGAGCAUCCUCAGCAAGCUCUAUUAUCUCAUGCUGAAUGGAUCUCAGGCUCAGAGUGCUGGCGUGCUGUUUAAGGUGAGAGUGGUAGGAGGAUCAGCAGCAUACAGCUACCUGUCGCCACAGGACAACAGACCACUGCACCACCCUGCAGUUGACAGAGCAUUGAAGUUCUGUGGCACUGGUGGACCCCUGCACGUAAAGAUUGUCAUUGAGUGGGACCACAAGACUAAAGAAUGUCUGUUUGGUAGCAUCCAGGAGGAGGUGGUGAAGGAUGCAGAAAGUGUGAGGAACCAGCAGCAGCAACACCUACAGCAGCACAGCUGUACUUUAGACGAGUGCUUUCAGCUGUAUACCAAAGAAGAACAGCUUGCCCCAGAUGAUGCCUGGAAGUGUCCCCACUGUAAGCAGCUUCAGCAGGGUAUGGUGAAGAUGAGCCUGUGGACUCUCCCUGACAUACUGAUCCUCCAUCUGAAGCGUUUCCGACAGGUGGGUGAGCGGAGGAACAAGCUGUCAACUCUGGUGCGUUUUCCCCUCACUGGGUUGGAUAUGGCCCCCCACAUGGUGAAGCGGACUCAGAGCAUGAGGAACCUGAACCUGGGAGCCUGGGCACCUUCCUGGAAGCAGCCUUCGGGACAGCGCCACCAACCUGUCGACAUGACCCUCCCACUCGACUAUCAGUACGACCUUUAUGCUGUGUGUAACCACCAUGGAGGAAUGCAUGGAGGACAUUAUACCGCUUACUGCAGAAAUUCAGUGGAUGGCCAGUGGUACAGUUAUGACGACAGCAGUGUUGACCUGGUGCCAGAUGAGGAAGUAUGUACCAGAGGAGCCUACAUCCUUUUUUACCAGAGACGCAACAUCAUUCCUCCAUGGUCGGCCAGUAGUUCCAUCAGAGGCUCUACCAGUUCAUCAGUGUCAGACCACUGGCUCAUCCGGCUCACAGUGGACAGUAAGCGAGGCAGUCUGGUGUCUCGAUCCUCCAUCACCUGCCCAUCUUCCAUUCCCGACUCUCCAGAAUCUCCCGUCUUCCUCGAUGAUUGUUUGACAGAGGAAAAGGGGGGUAUCGAGAGCAGGCACUUUAUCAGGGGUCUUCAGGGACGAAGCGUGAGCAUGAGAGCCCCGAGCAAGACCAAAGAUGCGCUGAGCAAAGUCCUUCCUUUGCGCUGGUCGUUUGGUUCCAAGGACAGACGCAAACCUGACUCGGUGCCCCAACCAGUUCAGGAUCCAGCCCCAGUGGAGCUAGUGCAGUACUUGGAAUCUGGCCGCCGGCCUCGGUGCACAAAGGACCCAAUAGUAACACUGAUGAGUGAACCCCGCAGCACAAAGGAAGCUGCUGUAGGCAAUGCUGCAGGCACUGCCCAGUCUGUUAAAGCAAGAGAUGAGCUGCUGACAGAGUCUCCACAGGUCCCAGAAGGACAGAGGAGACCAUCAGACAAGACAUCCAGUCUGAGACGCAGCAGGGGAGGCCAGAAAAGAGAUGAGGGCACCUCCAAUAUCAGCAACAGCUCUAGCAGUAACACCCUCACCAGGAGGAAGGAUGCCAAAAAGCAGAGCUCUUCUUAUGCUUCCCAAGAUACUGAUACAAAAAGAAGUUUGAGUGCUGGAGUUCAGCCCAGUUACAGUACCCCAAGUCUUAAUGAUGGGACUCUGAGAAGACAAAGGGGAGACAGGCCUGACAGGGAACAUCCCACUGCAAAUGAAGCAAACCCUAAAACCAAGAGAGGAGACGUGCCGAAGAGCCACGAGGGAUUGCUCUCUUUCUUCAAAGGUAACUUUCUGAAAAAGGACAGGGACUCGAGGAAGUCCAGGGACGGUGAGUCGGGAAGAGGAGGAGAUGAGGACGGAGGAAGAAGGACAUCGUCAAGGCUAUCACUGUCAAACGGAGCAGCGGGUGGCAGAACUGGCGUGGAAGGAGGAAUAUAUACUGGCCAUCUGGGUUACGAGCUGGCAAACGGGAAGGUUGGACGCUCGGCAGCCGACAUCAAACGCUCACAAAGUUCCUCCAAUAUUCCGACCAAGGCGGAGCCGAGUAUGCACAGGACGGCGUCUCUGCAUCGCAACGGCGCGGCGGCACGCAGCCUGACGGCCGACAAGCCGUCGUACGGCACGCUGCAGAGGACUCGAUACAGCACAACUUCGCUGGGACGCAAAAGGACAGUCCCCGAGUCGAGCUUCUGACAGAGAUCUUUAACACACAGCCUUUUCUGAUAUAUACAUAUAGGGAAUAACAUCUUGUCUCCAAGAUCAAAAGCAAUAGUGCUAAAUUCACAGUGAAAUGCCUUUUGCUGCCAGAAAAUGAACUGGCUCAAGUGAUUUGCACCUUUAGCUGGAACACAGAGAGCAGAAUAAAACGAUGUGACUCGACUGUCUAAUGUCAGACGGAGUCCAUCGCUGUUUAUUGUUUUUCCUUUUUUUUAAAUCACUUAAAACAAGUGCCUGAUAAAAUCUAAUAUGCAGUUAGACCAAUGAGUUUAUAUGUCUUUUAGCACUAGAAGCACAAAAGCCCUUAAACAUAAACACGCACGUACACGCAACUCCGCAUACAAACAAGAGAUUUUUCUUAUCAAUUUAUUUGAAAUUCCUUUCAUUUUGCUUGUAACAAGGACACGCUAAGUUAAUCUAUAAAAGAAAUGGCAUGUGGCCACUUGUUUGGAGCGGUGAGGCUGCUGUUCCUGAUUAACAUCAGUUAUUUCUAAUUGAUCUCCUGUUUAAUAUGUAUGUAGAGUACAGAAUGGGUUUGAAUCCAUGUGACUCAUACUGCAGUAAGUGGUUAUCACAGGGGAAAAAUUAAACAACUCUGCAGGCAGCAGUGGUCUUCUAUAGCCUAACUCACCUCACUGCAGCAGAGGCAAACAAGGAAAAGUACAUACGUCUUUCAUAAUAUUAAGAAUUCAUAUCAACAGAAGCAUAAUAUCAGUUGAAUAUCCACCCUGAGAUUAUUAAAUUCAUUUCAUUUCGGUUUUAUCUUGUGUUUGGUACCUGUACUUUACAGAACUGUCUGCUAAGGAAAUGCAUUUGGCCGUGGGUUAAAUGGAAGAGGUGACCAUUAUUAGCGCAGCGAGGGAGUGUUGAGCUUUUCCCUGAACUCGAAAUGCAUUUCCAUAAUAUUAUUCCACGUUGUUCUUUUUGGAUUUGUCGCUGAUUACUUGGGGCUACACUCUUUUUACACCACAUUAUAAAAGUAGUCACGUUUAACAAAACAGGUUUUCUCCUUUAAUCAUUCCCAGUGUGAACAACCAAAUCUAUGAGAGGUUUAAAAUGCCUAAAUAAAGGCAAAGCACAAUACUUCACAAUCGAUACGUUUUUCCUAUUUACUGGAAGCUGUAGACACUCAUGAGUGUAAUAACCGUGAAGUGUGCCAAGAAGUGACGGAAAUGCACAGGACAGGGUCAGUGUCACGGCAGUCUCGCUCACAGGAAGCCGUUGAGUGUUGUCUGUAACAACUGCCGUUUGCUCAUUGUUUGUCGGCGCUGGAUGACUCUGGAAUAUCGCUCACCUCCAAACAUCUUUAAUUAAAGCAGCUGUUUAAAUAUACCAUUUCUUUUCAUUCAGGCACUUUUAAAUCCCACACACACAAACUUAGCAGGUCCCCUGUGAAUCCGGUGUUAUGAAGGUUGUGCUGUGCACGUCGUGUCUUUUUCCGCAGCUUAAAGUGUUAUAUCGAACAUUAAUGGUGUUUAUAUUUUUGGAUGCUAUGCUAUGCUAUGCUAUGCUAUGGGGACAGAAACAAACCUGUUUCUUGAUUGUUUUAUUUCGGUUUUCCUCCAUCUUUUACUGUGCAGCUUCGUGUCAUUGCGCUUCAUAAUCAAAACGUUACUUGUAAGAAAAAUGCUGAGCUGAAUGACACGACUUCACUCGUCGCGCUCAUUUGCAGCUUCAGCGAGAGUCGUAGGUGGAGGUGAGGCACUUCCAUCAAGGCCACUUACGUAACUGGUGGAGGACGGCCGAGAAGGUAAUUUCAUUUCCCCUGUCAUCAUGUCCCCGUUCACUCCAUUAAUGGAAAUGGGUGAUACCCUCGUCACAGGUCUGCAUCACAUUCUGAUUGUUCUUCAGCAGGAUAAUAGGCCAGCUGUUAUCGCCUGUUGUAGCCAUAAUUGAAUGCUGUGUAUGACAGAGACAUCCCAUCAUUCCCACUUAGACUGAACACAUGUAUGACCCUAGGUUUGAUCAGGGAAACGUGAUGGGAAUGUUAUGUAUCCCGUAGCUAAUCAUUUGCAAAUGGAUUUAACAAAGUGUUUCCUCUCUCUUAUUAUCUGUCUCAAGCAGGAAACAUUGAUUCUCAUCAUUGGAAAAAUUCAAGGUACGGCAAAAUAUGUCGACGUGCUCUCACUCGCCGGUAAUAGUGAGUAGCAACUAGAAUGAAGUUGCACUUGAAAUGCAUACUCAUGUCUUUUCUGAGGGGUUUGGGGAGUUCAUCAUGAAGGGCAGUUUUCUAUAAAACAGUGUGUUUCUCACGAUGUACAGUUUCAUUUUAAUUAUGAACACUGAAAUCGUCUAUAUUUUCUUUCUUUUUUUUAUGUCACGAAAACAAACUGCUGCUUUCUUUUUUCAAAAUAAACAAUGACACUGUACCGCACCACAGUUCCAAGUCUGUGAAACAAAAAAAGUGGAAUGUUUUAGGAGCUAUUUGUUUGUUUCAAGGUAUUUUGGAUAGGGGACUAAUUUCCUUCCCUAAACUUCAUAAUAAACUUUCCUUAACUUCAGACCCAGACAGUUGUGCACCUUGAGUCACUGCAGAGGAACGUUGUUAUUAUUAGUUUAUACAUUAAGCCAGUGUUUUUCCCCUCGUCAUAUUAAAUAAUCUUGCUGCAAGCUGUUGAUAUAGCUUUGGUCUAUACUGUGCACUGCUGCAGUGUAUAGAAAAAGAUAUACAUAUAUAUAUAUAUAUAUAUAUAUAUAUGUAUAUAUAUAUAUAGAGAGAGAGAGAGAGAGAGAGAACUUAGACAAACUUUGCACAAAUACACACCACAUUUACUUAAACAACACUUGCAUUAUCCAGUCCAUUUUAAGCCUAAGCAAUAAUAGUUGAAUGUGUUGCUUACUGUUGUUGGUCUUUGUACAAUUUUCUUUAACGCUGCUGUCAAAAGAAUCACAGAGAAAACUCUGUUUUUAAAUGAGAGAAAGGAAAAAGGAAAGCUUGGCUAUUUUUGAGAAGACGAGGAGGGGAAAUAAAGAUGCUCGUACACAAUUUAUUAUAAAUGCUAGUCAAUUCUGACUGUUUUCAUUAAAUUCACACGUGUUUGGUUUCGUUCUGUAGAUGAUAAUAUAUCUGAGAGAUCAAUUAUAAUAGGACACAAAGUUUAAAUUGGGACACAAAGUCUGUAUUGCAUUAUACAUUUAAAGGUUUGUUUGUUUUCUUUCCAUGACUUAAUCUACAGAAUGUUUAUUCUGUGUUGACAUGAGCUUUUUUUUUUGUGAAAUGUGAGUUGGAGAUGUUUUAUAUGAAAUUUUUCUACAUUUUAUAUAUAAAAAAAUAGUUCUAUGUUUGUGUUGAAUGAGUGAAUAAAUGAGGUUAUUGGCAUUGAC
Messenger RNA from Solea solea (common sole), 7332 nucleotides. It is a transcript of the gene usp43a, whose product is annotated as ubiquitin specific peptidase 43a. Gene Ontology annotation, biological process: protein deubiquitination. Gene Ontology annotation, molecular function: cysteine-type deubiquitinase activity. Bases 310 to 3984 code for a protein of 1224 amino acids. The record is from RefSeq and is a predicted model, not a curated record. NCBI's taxonomy places the organism in Eukaryota, Metazoa, Chordata, Actinopteri, Pleuronectiformes, Soleidae. The transcript has 16 exons.